Molecule: messenger RNA, 745 nt
Organism: Aspergillus welwitschiae
Lineage: Eukaryota; Fungi; Ascomycota; Eurotiomycetes; Eurotiales; Aspergillaceae
Exons: 2
Coding region: 143-574 (143 amino acids)
Source: RefSeq, a predicted model, not a curated record
AACACCAUUCAGGUUGGCCCGACUCCUGAGUUGUGGACUCCGGAUGUAUGAACAAGUCGGUGGCAGCUGAGGUGGCCAGCCUCGUCACUUAGUUUUCCCUCUCCUGGUGAUUAUGUACAAGAUUAAAUAGAAUGAAAAACAAAUGAUUCAUCCCAUUUCCCAUUCGUGCAUUCCCCCGUUCGUUUCUUCUCCCACUCCACAUAAUAGUAUACUACUACACACACACAAUGCAUCCAUCGUUAACAUUAGUGGUGUGAGGCAAAUUUCACCAGAUCGACUAGAGAGCCAUUCUCUUUUACCUUUCUACGAUUUCCUGUCGUUUUCCUUUUCCUCAGUCUUUAUCUCUCCCCCAACCUCGCCCUUGCUGGACAAACGAACCAACACCGAUGCCUUACUGGGUCACUGCCAUGUUCUGGCACUGCCUUGCCGGCAUUUGACUUGCAGCUCGGGUCCUCAGCUUUGUUCCGGGAUUGGAUGUGAUGGCUACACAGGGCUCCCGGCUGAUCUUGAUCUACUUGCAUCGAUGCCGAUCGUGAGGACCGAUCAUGAGAACGCGGAUCAUCCAUCUAGGUAGCUUAUUUGCUUUUUUUUUGCUUUCAUCAUUGUGCCUCAUUCAAGGCAAGACUUGUCACCUUUCGCCUCCCGUCCUGUGAGGGGGUUGGCCAGUGAAAGGUAGAUCUGAAGCCUCUGAUUGCUUCCUUUCGUCUGUACCUGUACGAAGAGUUACAUUCCUCCACCCCUCCCA